Molecule: messenger RNA, 1052 nt
Organism: Topomyia yanbarensis
Lineage: Eukaryota; Metazoa; Arthropoda; Insecta; Diptera; Culicidae
Gene: cyp33
Product: peptidyl-prolyl cis-trans isomerase E
Exons: 3
Coding region: 117-1022 (301 amino acids)
Biological process (GO): protein folding; protein peptidyl-prolyl isomerization
Cellular component (GO): intracellular membrane-bounded organelle
Molecular function (GO): peptidyl-prolyl cis-trans isomerase activity; RNA binding
Source: RefSeq, a predicted model, not a curated record
UUUUGUUUUAAUGUUUGUAAUUUGGUAAUUAAAUUUUGUUGUUUCAAUCUGGGACGUUUUAUUUCUUGUUCGUGUUGAAAGCGAUUCCAAGUCACUUGCUGAAUUAAAAGUGGCCAAUGGCUAAUGAUAAACGGACUGUGUACGUGGGUGGCUUAUCGGAUGAGGUAACCGAAAAGUUAAUAAACGAUGCCUUUAUUCCGUUUGGCGAUCUGGUCGACAUUCAGAUGCCGGUUGAUUACGAAUCACAGAAGCACCGCGGAUUUGCGUUUAUUGAGUUCGAGAGUGCCGAAGAUGCUGCCGCCGCCGUAGACAACAUGAACGAUUCAGAACUGUGCGGUCGAACGAUACGGGUGAACGUGGCGAAACCACAGCGGAUUAAGGAGGGCAGCAACAAGCCGGUUUGGGCGGAGGAUGCCUGGUUGCAGCAGCAUGCUGGUGCAACGCUACAGAAUCAAGAGAACGGGGAGGAUGGCGCGACUGAAGACACACAGCCGAAGGAAGCGAAAGCACCGGAAGAGAAAAAACGAAAUCCGCAGGUGUACUUCGAUAUUCGAAUAGGCAGCAAUGACGUGGGAAGGAUUAUAAUGUCCCUCAGGGCAGAUAUUGUGCCGAAGACGGCGGAAAAUUUUCGAGCACUGUGUACUGGUGAGCAAGGUUUUGGCUAUAAGGGGUCUACGUUUCAUAGGAUUAUUCCGGAGUUUAUGUGCCAAGGUGGGGAUUUUACUGCAAACAAUGGUACUGGCGGAAAAUCUAUAUACGGGAAAAAGUUUGCCGAUGAAAACUUUAUUUUGAAACACACUGGGUUUGGAGUACUGUCGAUGGCUAAUUCCGGUCCUAAUACGAAUGGUUCCCAGUUUUUCAUAUGCACAGAAAAAACCGAUUGGCUAGAUAGUAAACACGUUGUGUUCGGAAACGUGAUCAGUGGAGCAGAUGUAGUUCGCAAAAUGGAAAGAUGUGGCUCGAAAGCAGGAAAAGUUAACCAAAAAGUAAUGAUUGUCGCUUGUGGGGAACUCAAAGGCUGAAUGUAAUAAAUUUUACCUUUUUGUCGUUAA